AUGCGGGAUGGCGAGUUGACCACUCUAGAUGAGCUAGCGAGCGAGAAGUCGGAGCGGUCCGGAAGGUUUACGGUCCGCGGACGGAUCGUACAUCAGCGCAAGACGUCGCCGACGCUCAUCUUCCUCCUUAUCCGGGAUACGACACACACCAUCCAGUGCGUCCUGAAGCAAGGCGACGGCGUGCCUGAGCACAUGAUCAAGUGGGCGUCGCAGGUAUCCGUCGAGUCACUCGUCCAGAUCUCCGGAACACUUCACCGCCCACCCUCACCCAUCUCUUCCGCCUCCAUCUCCAACCUCGAGCUCCACAUCGAGUCCCUACAUACCCUCUCCCCGGCUCAUUCAGUCAACUAUGAUAACUACCGCCCGCCCGAGCAAAUGCAGCAGCGCCUCGCGCAUCGUAUCCUAGACCUGCGGCAUCCGGCCAACCACGCGCUCUUCCGGAUUCGGGCGGCCAUCAUCCGGGUGUGGCGGAAUGAGCUGGACAAGAGGGACUUCCUGGAGAUUCAGACACCCAAGUUGCAGCCAGCAGCGACAGAGAGUGGGGCGGAGGUGUUCAAGGUGAACUACUUUGGGAGGAAGGCGUUCUUGGCGCAGUCGCCCCAGCUGGCAAAGCAGAUGGCUAUCUCCUCGGAUAUGAAGCGCGUCUAUGAGGUCGGUCCGGUGUUUCGCGCGGAGAACUCCAAUACCCAUCGUCACUUGGCCGAAUACACCGGUCUCGACCUCGAGAUGGAGAUCCGGGAGAGCUAUUCUGAGCUCAUGGACCUCCUCAUCACCGUCCUCGUCGCCAUCAUCAAGCAGGUGCAGUCCAUGCCGGAGCUCGCGGUCGUACGGGAGCGAUUCCCCUCGGACGACUUCCUCCUCCCCGACCAGGUUCCCAUCAUCCCCUUCACCCAAGGUCUCCAGAUGCUCCGGGAUGACGGGCGGGAGGUGGCCGAGGAGGACCUUUCGACACCAGACGAGAUCCGUCUCGGCGAGCUCGUUCGAGCCAAAUACCACUCGGAUCUGUACGUCCUCGACAAGUUCCCAGCGAACGCUCGGCCAUUCUAUACCCACCUCGAUCCGUCCGAUCCCAAAUGGACCAACUCGUUCGAUAUGUUCUUCCGGGGCCAAGAGAUCUGUACCGGCGGGCAGCGGGUGACGGAUCCGGCGGAACUACGGGAGAAGAUGAAGACCGCGGGGGUGAUGGACGGGAUGGAUGAGUACCUUGCCGCGUUUGAUGCGGGGGUGGCGCCGCAUGGAGGAGCGGGGCUGGGAUUGGAGCGGAUUGUGUUCCUCCUCCUCAACCUCGGGGACGUCCGGUACGCUACCCUCUUCCACCGGGAUCCAAAGUCGCUCCCAGAGAAGCCACCAGCCCUCCCUCAUCCCGAGGCGGACACUACUCGGCCUCGGACGGGGAAGGAAGCACCUUCGCUGGAGGCGCUCAUACACAACUACGGCGACGCGAGCAAUACCGGCUGGCUGGAUGCGGACCGGUGGACGAUCUGGCGGCAUUACAACGGGGCAGCGGUUGCGUACUCGCCGCAGAAGGGGCGGCUGGCGAUGAUGAUUGGGGACCCGCUGUGCGAUCGCUCGCAAUUCCCCGAGGUCAUCGCGGCGUUCUUGGCGGAAAUGAAGGAGCAGGAUCUUACGCCGAUAUGGAUGCUGGUCAGCGAGGGCGUGCAGGAGGUGCUUGCGCGUCAGCACAAUAUGCGGACAUUUACAUGUGCCGAGGAGCAGCGUCUGGACGUUGAUGAGAAUCCGCCCGAGGUGGAUCAGCAGGCGGUACGCAGGGCGGAGAGGGACGGUGUCAAGGUGCACGAGGUGACGCUGGACGAGGGUUUCAUCUCGCGUGCCAACCGCGAGAUCGAGCGGUGGACGGAGGAGAGAAAGCACAAGGGAAAGCAAAUGUACAUGACGGAGGUGCGACCAUUCGUCGAUCAGGCGCAUCGGCGAUACUUUGCCGCAGAGAAGGACGACCAAAUCUUCUCGCUCGUCGUUCUCGCCCAGCUCAGCCCGGCGCACGGCCACCAAGUUAAAUGGGCCCUCGACUUCCCCGGUGCCCCUUCCGGCGUGAUCGACGUGACGGUCGGCAAGGCGCUCGAGGCGAUCACUGGACCCGUCACGUUUGGCGCGGGCGCGAGCGAGAGCCUGCAGCCCGGAUUCAGGAUGCAUGGUGCGAGGGCCAAGAUGAUGAGUCGUACGUACGCGAGUAUCGCGAGUACGAUGGGGCUGCGGAAGAAGACGGGAUUUAGGGAGAAGUUUGGCGCUCAAGGGGAGUCAGUGUACAUCUGUUAUCCCAAGAACGGGCUCAGUGUGAGGGAUAUGAGGGAGAUGGUGGCGUUCUUUGAGGAUUGA
Dioszegia hungarica is the source of this 2334-nucleotide messenger RNA. RefSeq lists its product as uncharacterized. NCBI's taxonomy places the organism in Eukaryota, Fungi, Basidiomycota, Tremellomycetes, Tremellales, Bulleribasidiaceae. The record is from RefSeq and is a predicted model, not a curated record. The coding region runs from base 1 to 2334 and encodes 777 amino acids. Gene Ontology annotation, biological process: aspartyl-tRNA aminoacylation. Gene Ontology annotation, molecular function: ATP binding; RNA binding; aspartate-tRNA ligase activity. The transcript has 2 exons. Gene Ontology annotation, cellular component: cytoplasm; aminoacyl-tRNA synthetase multienzyme complex; cytosol.